Messenger RNA from Culicoides brevitarsis, 2331 nucleotides. Its product is annotated as choline transporter-like 2. Gene Ontology annotation, molecular function: transmembrane transporter activity. Gene Ontology annotation, biological process: transmembrane transport. Lineage: Eukaryota; Metazoa; Arthropoda; Insecta; Diptera; Ceratopogonidae. The record is from RefSeq and is a predicted model, not a curated record. Bases 198 to 2147 code for a protein of 649 amino acids. The transcript has 5 exons.
UCGCGGUGUACUGUUGUGAAAUUACGCCGCUCUCUCAAUAGCAGACACUUUUUUUAUGUCAACAAAUCCUGUUGUGCAAAAAUAGUUCUGACGCCAUAGUCAAUUAUUCGCGUUUGGAGCGAUAAGUUUUGCAUUGAAAACUAUUAGAUUUCCAUCUAGAUCCUGAGAAUUUCACAAUUUGAUUGAAAUUCAACAAAAUGGAUUGUCGUCCAGUUUCCAUUUUUGAAGAGGAAAAUCGUCGUCCCACAAACCAAAUUUGGAUUUUCCCAUUUCUGGUUGCUGUUGCCACGUUUAUUGUGUUUGCGACUGUCGCGAGCAGAACUAAUGGUCCGUCGGGAGUUGUUUUAGAUACGGUAAUUUCUAAUGCUGCUGGGAGUCAAUGUGGCAUCGACAGCAAUGUGUUGGAUAAAUAUUUGCGGAUUCGCGUUGAUCAACGUAAAUGUGGACAAAAUCUCGAUUACAUUGACGGAUGCGAUAACUCAUGGAUUUGUGUCAAAUCAUGUCCAGAAGGAAGUUUCGACGCAUCAACUUGUACUCCAAAUACCUUUGCAUCACUUAAGGAGCACCUUGUAUGUCAAGAUGAGAAAUUAAAAUCAUCAAUUGCUGAUUGUGGCCAAUUAAUAUCUGCUGUACAAGCCAAGAAAUGUGUUGCUUGGUACGAAAAUACUCACGAAAUUUUCGGCAGAUGUUUUUCUCGCGAAUCAAACCGCCAUGACUCAGAUGAUGUAAAAAUUGAAGCUCUUGAAGCGCAUUUCGGUCAAAUUAUCUUAUCUCUCCUUCCGAGCUUCAUUUAUGGCUGCGUCAUUGCGGGAGUUGUGAGUCUUUUCUUCGCCGUCACCCUCAAAUGGUCAGCUUUCUUCGUUUUUUGGGGUUUCAUUGUGUUAGUUUACGCUGCAUUAACAAUUUCCUUGAUUUGUGUUGCAAUUAAAACAAUCUCGAACGAUCAUCCAGCAUCACCGGAUGAACUUAACGCUUUGCAAUGGCAAAUCGGAUUAUUGGGCGUUUUUAUGGCGAUUUUUGGACUUUUCUUGUACUUUUUGCGUCGCAAGAUCCGUUGCGGCAUCGAAAUCGUCAAGGAGAGCAGUCAUUGUGUUUGCGCCUCAGUCGGAAGUAUCUUUUUUCCCGUGUUGCCGUUCCUCCUACGAGCUGGCGUCAUCAUUCUCGGCUCUUAUGUCGUCGUUAUGGCAUGGUGCAUGAUGGAUAACCGCUACGAAAUUGCCGGAAAAGACGAAAAUUCUGAUUGUCACUGCAACAAUUCGAUUUAUUCGAAUGGCGCGAGUUGCGAUCCUGAAAUUUUCAAUGCCGAUUGUCGCGCCGCCGACGGAGGAAUUUGCAUGGAAACGUCUUGCAAGUUGAUUUCUCAAACGGAAUCGAGUUUUUCGGGUCCCUUGAUUAUUUUAACCGUCAUGAUUGCCACAUGGAUCGUCGCUUUCAUCCAAGCGAACGCAAAAAUGAUCCUCGCUCAUGUCUACGGAAACUGGUAUUGGAACUGGAAUCGACAAUUCAUUCCAGGGGGCGCUGUUGUCACGGCAAUGACUAAAAUCCUCCCGAAUCACCUUGGAACGGCAGCUUUUGGGGGUUUCGUGGUCAUGAUUUGUCGCGUCUUGAAAAAUCUUUUGUCACGACGUCAACAUAGCGGCAUGAACAGCAUCGGAGCGCUAAUUGCGAGAGUCGUUGUCGAAAUUAUUCGCUGUUUUGCGUACAUGAUCAUCGAUCUCAUUGAAUUUGUGUCGGACAAGGCGUUCGUUGUCGUCGCUGUCACUGGAUACGGCUUCUGGGAUUCCGUUAAAACCGUUUCGCGGAUCAUGGUGCGGGAUGCUCCGCUCGUUGUCGCUACCGAAUACGUUGGCGACAUCAUAUUGUUCGUUUGUAAGUUCGUGUCGGCAGGACUGGCAGCUGGAUUGUUUUACGUGGCGUCACCUUUUAAGGCGGGCGAUGAUGCUUAUAUCACGAUUUAUGCGACAGUUUUGAUCUUUUUGUUCGCUUUUGAUCUGGCGGCGGUAUUUUUGACAGCGUACAAUGUCGCGAUCGACACUUUGCUGAUCUGCACAAUUCACGAUUACAUGCACAGUGGCGUGGAAAAGGCUUAUUUCAAGUCGCAAACACUUAAUGGACUCUUGCUGAAGAAGGAAAUUGAUAAUGUUUAAGAAAAUGUCAACGAAGAAAACUUAUUUGAUGACAAAAAACUGAAUCUCCAAGAGAAUAACAUGUAAUUAACGUUUUUUGAUGUCUGAAAUAUUUAAUCAAAAAUUAAAAUUUCAUGUCUUUGCAAUAUUAUUAUGUCAAUAUCUUACCAUAAAAUCUUAUAUUAUUGAUUAAUAAAUAAAAUAA